UCUUGCACCAGUCAUAAACGACCGUUCGGUCUCAUUGUGGCUGAACGCGAUUAAAUAUAUGCUGAAGUCGCGAUGACGACAAUUGUUUAGUCCGUCUACGACCCGGAUGCUUGAUGUUUCAGCGACUUAAAUCUCCGUCUUUCUGAAUUUGCCUACUGGCCAUCUACCAGUCACCUACCAAGACAAUACAGCCCGAAGCCCUGUGCUGAGACUUCUCCACUUAGCAACAUGUCGGCCUCGUCAUCAACCACCUCACUACCACCGAGCUCAAAGUCCUCACUCAGCAAAUUCGUGAGUCUCCCAUUUGGCCUCCAAUGGCGAACGGCUGCUCUUCGUGCCCAACGUCUAGUACCCAGCCAAGUCACUUAUUUGACGUCUCCCCUGGGUCCACAUCCGAUCACCACUGAGUUGCCAUCGCGAGGCACACACAAGAUACCUGUAUGGAUCUUCAUACCCCCCAAGGCAAAAGAAACCAAAGAAAUGAACGCCAAGAGCAAGGAGAAUACCAAAGCCGACGAAAGCGCUUCUCAAUCGGGUCCAACGCGCCCAAUACCUGAUCGCAAGGACACUAAGAAGGCCAAGAAACCUCUCAGAGAGUUGGGGGUCAACCUUGAUUUUCAUGGAGGAGGCUUCACGACCGGCGCGUGUACAGAACAGGCUCCAUUCUGUGCCCUGCUUGCUCGCGAAACAGGACGAAUCAUCAUCACGGUAGACUACAGGCUUGGUCCGAUUGACAAGUAUCCCGCCGCAGUCGAGGAUGCCGAGGAUGUAUUACGCGCAAUUCUCGACCAGGAGUAUGAAGAGUUCACAUCGCUCCCGAAACCACAAAGAAAGGCUGCACAAGCUCUACGCCACGAAUUGACGAAAGAGAAGGUAUCGAUCGACCGGUCGAAGCUGAGCAUAAGCGGGUUCUCCUCCGGUGGUAAUCUGGCACUCGGUCUGGCAGUCCCAGAUUCGCUGCUCACGAAUCGACUUCCUGAAGGGCAGAAAGUACCUCUGUUGUUGUUCUACCCCAGUCUGGACGCUCGACUGCUACCACACGAACGUCCGUUGCCACCAACGAUGCCUGUGCGCCAAGAAUCUACCAGCAGCGUUCUGACUUUAACUACGAGCCUGAUGAGCGGUAUGUCCGAAAGCUAUCUCCCGGCAGCCAACAGAGGCGAAAUCAAAGCCUCACCUGGCCUGGCCGAUCCAGACUCAGUAUACAAGUAUGCACAAAUACUACUCGUCAACGCCGAGUGGGACUCGCUAGCACUGCAAGGUCGUGAAUGGGCUGAGAAGAUGCGCGCGAAGGGAUGGACUGAAGACAGGCUGGAGAUGUGGGAGUCGACGCAGGUGAAACACGGCUGGACACAGUUUCCGCAAAGCUGGCUUGUUGAGGGAGAGGUUGUCGAGCGUGACAAGGUGUUCAAGAGAUGCAUCGAGGUGUUGAAUGAUGGGAGCGUGCACUCGACCGCACAAACGGCGAAUAAACCUGAUGCGGAGACUGCGGCUUUUGCGAAAACGCAGGCUGAGUGAAGAGUCAAAUGGCAAGCUGGCGUUUGGGUGAUGCUAGAACGGUACACGAUGUAUAUAAGUAUAAUUCUAAUACUAACUGAUGUUACGACAGUCUGAAAUUAUGAAUGUUAU
This is a messenger RNA of Pseudovirgaria hyperparasitica, 1629 nucleotides long. RefSeq lists its product as uncharacterized. The transcript has a single exon. Lineage: Eukaryota; Fungi; Ascomycota; Dothideomycetes; Acrospermales; Acrospermaceae. The record is from RefSeq and is a predicted model, not a curated record. Gene Ontology annotation, molecular function: hydrolase activity. The coding region runs from base 229 to 1518 and encodes 429 amino acids.